This is a messenger RNA of Dendrobium catenatum, 7940 nucleotides long. RefSeq lists its product as uncharacterized. Gene Ontology annotation, biological process: protein phosphorylation. Bases 342 to 7592 code for a protein of 2416 amino acids. Gene Ontology annotation, molecular function: protein kinase activity; receptor serine/threonine kinase binding; ATP binding. The record is from RefSeq and is a predicted model, not a curated record. NCBI's taxonomy places the organism in Eukaryota, Viridiplantae, Streptophyta, Magnoliopsida, Asparagales, Orchidaceae. The transcript has 10 exons.
ACAACUGAUCCAUAGUUUCAGAGAAAAGUCAACUGCAAAGUCGUCGCUGCUUUUGCUGCGUGGAGCGUAAAAUUUUACUGACGACGACGGUCAGUACCACGACGAGGAGGGAAGGAAAGCUACGAAACGGCAGAGGCAAUUAAAAAUACGAAUUUGCGUGUUGUAAGAAGGUGAUGGUUUGUUUGAGGAGAAAUUUCUCGAAAAUCAAAGAAUAAAUAGAAGGCCUUCUUCUCCUUUGCUCCGCAUUCGAACUCACUUUGACCUGUGCCUUCUUUUUCCUCCGAGGGGUUAAAAACCGAGCACACAGGAGUGAAAAGCUUCGAUUUUGCAGCUGUAAGAAGAUGGCUUCUCUUUUGUGGCAAUGCACACUCCUCUUAUCAGCUUUUGCUCAUCAUAUAUAUGGCUUGAACUCUGAAGGGAAGUCACUUCUUACUCUUUCAAGAACACUUGUAUUGCCAUCUGGCAUAAAAUCUACCUGGAAAUCUUCAGAUUCAAGCCCUUGUAGAUGGUUUGGAGUCCACUGUGGUAGAAGUAGUUAUGUUGUUUCUCUCAACUUUUCAUUUAUUGGGAUAUCAGGAAGCUUAGGACCAGAGGUUGGACAAUUGCAUCAUCUUGAGAGAAUUGAUCUUGCUUUCAAUUCUCUCUCUGGUUCAAUCCCGCCAGAGUUGGGAAAUUGCACACGUCUCCGAUACAUGGAUCUUUCAAACAACCUUUUGUCUGGUGACAUACCUAAGAACCUGGGAAACUUAAGCAGGCUAUCCCAUCUCUCUCUCUUCAACAACUUCCUCCAUGGAAGCAUUCCAGAUUCAUUGUUUCAAAUUACAAAUCUGGAAAUAGUUUACCUUAAUCAGAACAAUCUCACUGGUACUAUCCCACCAAGUGUAGGGGAAAUGAGAAAGGUCAUCCUUUUAUGGUUGAGUGAUAAUCUCUUGUCUGGUUUCUUGCCUGAUUCGAUUGGAAAUUGUACUAAAUUAGAGGAGCUCUAUCUUGACCAAAACCAGCUGAUAGGGUCUCUUCCAACCAGUUUAAAUAGAAUCAAAGGCCUUAAUUACGUUAUUGUUAGCAGUAAUGGUCUAACAGGAAGGAUUCCUCUAAUCCCAAGCAGCUGCAAGGAGUUGCAAUGGUUGGACUUGUCAAAUAAUAAGUUCGAAGGAGAAAUUCCUGAAGGGAUGGGAAACUGUAGUAGUUUGAGUAUUUUAGAUGCUUCUAACAAUAGCUUAACUGGCCAGAUACCCUCCUCCAUUGGAUUAUUAACUAAGCUUUCAGAUCUUUAUUUGUUUGAGAACUCUUUGACGGGGCCAAUUCCUCCUGAGAUCGGCAAUUGCAGUUUGCUGUCAAGUUUAGAGAUUUAUGAAAAUCAAUUAGAAGGAACAAUUCCUAAAGAACUAGGUAAACUAAUUCAUUUGCAGAAACUCUCUAUCUUUUACAAUGAACUCUCUGGUGAGCUCCCACAAGAGAUGGUGGAGCUGAAAAAUCUGAAGAUAAUAAUUCUUUUUGGCAACAAAUUCAGUGGAGUUAUACCGCAGGGUGUUGGAAUUAAUAGUAGCCUUUUGAAGAUUGAUCUCACCAAUAAUUUCUUGACUGGUGCAAUACCACCUGGAAUUUGUCAUGGUAGAAAGUUGGAGAUUUUGAAUUUGGGUCUUAAUUUACUGAACGGUAGCAUUCCUUCAGAUAUUGGAAACUGCAUGAGCUUAAAGAGGAUGAUACUUAGUCAUAAUCAUCUCACUGGUUAUAUACCAAAUUGGGCAAUUGGAUCAAGUUUGAACUAUAUGGAUGUAAGUAUGAAUGAUUUGGAUGGGAGCAUUCCUGCUACAGUAGGCAACUGCGUGAAUCUUACUUUGAUAGACUGGUCAAGAAACAAGCUCGCUGGACUUAUACCUCGAGAAAUAGGUAACUUACAGCAACUAGGAGUCUUGAAUAUUUCUCACAAUAAUUUGAAUGGUCAGCUACCUCUUGAAAUCUCUCACUGUAAAAGGCUUUUCAUUUUGGACCUGGGUUUUAAUUCUUUGAAUGGUUCAAUACCAUCAAGCUUUGCAAACCUAACUGAUCUCUCUCAGUUUAUAUUGCAAGACAAUCAAUUCAAUGGAGGGAUCCCUAAUUUCUUGUCACAGCUUAAUCACCUAAUAGUUUUGCAACUAGGAGGAAAUGUUCUUGGUGGACAAAUUCCAUUUUCAUUGGGUUCAUUACAAAGUUUGAACAUAGCUUUGAAUCUUAGCAGUAAUGGGCUUAUAGGUCAGGUUCCUCCACAGUUGGCAAAUUUAGAUAACAUCCUGAGCUUGGAUCUAUCUCUAAAUAAUCUGUCAGGAAGCCUUGAACCAUUGGGAGGACUCAGCUCAUUGAUUUAUGUGAACGUUUCAUUUAAUCAGUUUGCCGGUCCAGUACCAGAAAGGUUGCGCAAGUUUCUGCAAACUUGGCCAAGCUCUUUCAUUGGAAAUGCUGAUCUUUGCGAUUCUUGCUCACCUUGCUUGAAUCAAACCAUCUUAAAACCAUGUAACAGCAAGCCGAAAAGCUCUUUCAGUAAGAUUGGAUUGGUUGCAAUAAUUAUUGGCUCUUUACUUUUCUGUUUAUUAGUGAUUUUUGCAAUAGGUUGCUUGGGCCCCUUGCUUAAAAAAAUAGUGAUAGAAGAAGUUCCUUCUUUACAUGAAGAUUCUUCUUUACUUCUGAACAAAGUGAUGGAGGUGACAGAGAACAUGGAUGAGAAAUAUGUCAUAGGUAGAGGAGCACAUGGAACAGUUUAUAAGGCUUCAUUAAGUCCAGAAGAAGUGUAUGCUGUGAAGAAAUUUGUCUUUGGCGUUCAGAUGGGUUCGAAUGUGAGCAUGUUGACAGAAAUUAGAACACUGGGAAAGAUCAAACACAGGAAUUUAAUGAAAUUAGUGAAUUUCUGGUUGAAAAGUGAUUGUGGAUUAAUUUUGUAUGAAUAUAUGGAAAAUGGAAGCCUUCAUGAUGUGUUGCAUGAGAUCAAGCCAUCUCCAGUUCUUGAUUGGAAAUUACGCUACAAAAUAGCUAUUGGGAUUGCCCAAGGUUUAUCCUACCUCCAUUGGGACUGUAAUCCAGCUAUCAUCCACUGCGACAUUAAACCAAAAAAUAUUCUUUUGGACUCGGAAAUGGAGCCCCACAUCACAGAUUUUGGAAUUGCAAGGUUCAUGGAUCAAUUCUCAGCCACCCCAACCACCACUGGGAUAAUGGGCACCAUUGGUUAUAUGUCCCCAGAGAUUGCAUUUACUGUCAGAAGGAACAAGGAAUCUGAUGUUUAUAGUUACGGCAUUGUUUUAUUUGAACUGAUAACAAGAAAGAUGGCAGUAGACCCAUCUUCUUCCGAGAACUCAGACUUGGCUAGUUGGGUGAGAUCAAGCUUGAUUGGCAUAAAUGAUAUAAACGUGAUCAUUGAUCCAGAUUUAAUGGAUGAAGCUUUGGAAUCCAAAGUAGCAAAAGAAAUAUGCGAAGUAGUCAUGUUAGCUUUAGAGUGCACAAGAAAAGAGCCAAGUGAGAGACCUUCAAUGCGAGAUGUGGUGAAUCACUUAACAGACAUCAAAUCCAAUUAUUUUUUAUACUCUGGGAAGCACGCAUAUGAAGAAGAUCUGACACCUGUUGAUGUGGACAUGAACCCAGUGCAAAGCUUCCUUGAUUCCUUCGCAUCACAGAAAGGAUCACAGGCGUGCCUCUAUCUUUCUCCUUCACCCACCAAUGGAAUAACGGCGCCAUUGCAGCCAAGAUCCAACUUUCCUUCAAAUCUGGCCCCGGGAAUGAAAUCCCCAAAGCAAGACUUCAGCUUUCAAACCAAGAAUGCGGAAAUCAAAGAUAAGCUGUCACCAUUUCCUUGCACGCAGCUCAGACAAGCUCUUCAUCAUCCAGAACCAAAUUCAUGUACUCAUCUAAACCUUCUAAAACAACAAAAAGAUUGGCGGAGGGAAGUUAAAUUAAAUGCAAAAAUUGUUGAACAUAUUGCAUGCAGGCUGAAUGAACCCGGCUUGUUUUUGCAUGCUGGUCGGUUUUCCGGACCAGAACCCGAACCGCUUCGGGUUUUGCACAAUCCGACCCAACCCGCUUCGAGUUCGACAACGGCAGAAAUCACGUGUUUAAGGGACUUCGACGGCCGACAACAUCGCGGGCAGCCGGCGUUCAGCAGCGGGCAGCGGCGACGUCUUGCGACGCGCGGCAACAGUUCACCAACAGUUGGAUUGUGGGUAGAAUCGGCGGUGCGAGUCACGCGUGGUAGCAACUCAAUGCAUGUGGGCAGAUCGGGUAGCCGAGUCAUUCCAGGUUCCCGGAUGGCUUCUCUUUUCUGGCAAUGCACACUCCUCUUAUCAGCUUUUGCUCACCAUUCAUAUGGCUUGAACUCUGAAGGGAAGUCACUUCUUACUCUUUCAAGAACACUUGUAUUGCCAUCUGGCAUAAAAUCUACUUGGAAAUCUUCCGAUUCAAACCCUUGUAGAUGGAUUGGAAUCCACUGUGGUCAAAAUAGUUAUGUUGUUUCUCUCAACUUUUCAUCUAUUGGGAUAUCUGGCAGCUUAGGACCAGAGGUUGGACAAUUGCAUCAUCUUGAGAGAAUUGAUAUUGGUUUCAAUGCUCUCUCUGGUUCAAUCCCACCAGCGUUGGGAAAUUGCACCCGUCUCCAAUACCUGGAUCUUUCAAACAACCUUUUGUCCGGGGACAUACCUAAAAGCCUGGGAAACUUAAGCAGGCUUUCCUAUCUCUCUCUAUACAACAACUUCCUCCAUGGAAGUAUUCCAGAUUCAUUGUUUCAAAUUACAAAUCUGGAAACAGUUUACCUGAACCAGAACAAUCUCACUGGUACUAUCCCACCAAGUGUAGGGAAAAUGAGAAAGGUCAUCGUUUUAUGGUUGAGUGAUAAUCUCUUGUCUGGUUUCUUGCCUGAUUCGAUUGGAAAUUGUACUAAGUUAGAGGAGCUUUAUCUUGCCCAAAACCAGCUGAUAGGGUCUCUUCCAAACAAUUUAAAUAGAAUCAAAGGUCUUAAUUAUGUUGAUGUUAGCAGUAAUGGUUUAACAGGAAGGAUCCCUCUAAUACCAAGCAGCUGCAAGGAGUUGCAAUGGUUGGACCUGUCAAAUAAUAAGUUUGAAGGUGAAAUUCCUGAAGGACUGGGAAACUGUAGUAGUUUGAGUAUUUUAGCUGCUGAUAACAAUAGUUUAACUGGCCAAAUACCCUCCUCCAUUGGUUUAUUAACCAAGCUUUCAGAUCUUUAUUUGUUUGGGAACUCUUUGAUAGGGCCAAUUCCUCAUGAGAUCGGAAAUUGCAGUUCGCUAUCAAAUUUAGAGAUUUAUGAAAACCAAUUAGAAGGAGCAAUUCCUAAAGAACUAGGUAAACUGAUUCAUUUGCAGAAACUCUAUCUCUUCAGCAAUAAUUUGAGUGGAGAAAUCCCUGUUGAGAUUUGGAAGCUACAAGAGCUUCAGGAAAUUCUUCUCUACUACAAUGAACUCGCUGGGGAGCUCCCACAAGAGAUGGUGAAGCUGAAAAAUCUGAAGGUAAUAACUCUUUAUGGCAACAAAUUAAGCGGAGUUAUACCGCAGGGUCUGGGAAUUAAUAGUAGCCUUUUGAAGAUUGAUCUCAUCAAUAAUUUCUUGACUGGUGCAAUACCACCUGGAAUUUGUCAUGGUAGAAAGUUGGAGGUUUUGAAUUUGGGUCUUAAUUUACUGAACGGUAGCAUUCCUUCAAAUAUUGGAAAUUGCGCGAGCUUAAAGAGGGUGAUACUUAGCCAUAACCAUCUCACUGGUUAUAUACCAAAUUGGGCAAUUCGAUCGAGCUUGAAUUAUGUGGAUGUAAGUGUGAAUGAUUUGAAUGGGAGCAUUCCUACUACAGUAGGCAAUUGUAUGAAUCUCACUUUAAUAAACUUGUCAAGAAACAAGCUCACUGGACCUAUACCUCCAGAAAUAGGCAACUUACGGCAACUAGGAGUCUUGAAUAUUUCUUACAAUAAUUUGAAUGGUCAGCUACCUCUUGAAAUCUCUCACUGUAAAAGGCUUUUCAUUUUGGACUUGGGUUUCAAUUCUUUGAGUGGUUCAAUACCAUCAAGCAUAGCAAACCUAACCGAUCUCUCUCAGUUUAUAUUGCAAGACAAUCAACUCAGUGGAGGGAUCCCUAAUUUCUUGUCACAACUUAAUCAUCUAACAGAAGUGCAGCUAGGAGGAAAUGUUCUUGGUGGAAAAAUUCCAUUGUCAUUGGGUUCAUUACAAAGUUUGAACAUAGCUUUGAAUCUUAGCAGUAAUAGGCUUAUAGGUGAGGUUCCUCCACAGUUGGCAAAUCUAAAAAAAAUCCAGAGCUUGGAUCUAUCUCUAAAUAGUCUGUCGGGAAGCCUUGAACCAUUGGGAGGUCUCAGCUCAUUGAUUUAUGUGAACGUUUCAUUUAAUCAGUUCGCAGGUCCGGUACCAGAAAGUUUGCGCAAGUUUCUGCAAACUUCGCCAAGCUCUUUCAUUGGAAAUGCUGAUCUUUGCGAUUCUUGCUCGCCUUGCUCGAAUCAAACCAUCUUAAAACCAUGUAACAGCAAGUCGAAAAGCUCCUUCAGUAAGAUUGGAUUGGUUGCAAUAAUUAUUGGCUCAUCACUUUUCUGCUUAUUAGUGAUUUUUGCAAUAGGCUGCUUGGUUCCCUUGCUUAAAAAAAUAGUGAUAGAAGAAGUUCCAUCUUUACAUGAAGGUUCUUCUUUACUUCUGAACAAAGUGAUGGAGGCGACAGAGAACAUGGAUGAGAAAUAUGUCAUAGGUAGAGGAGCUCAUGGAACAGUUUAUAAGGCUUCAUUAAGUCCAGAAGAAGUGUAUGCAGUGAAGAGGCUCGUCUUUGGCGCUCAGAAAGGUUCUCAUGCAAGCAUGCUGACAGAAAUUAAAACAGUGGGAACGAUCAAGCACAGGAACUUACUGAAAUUGGUGAAUUUCUGGUUGAAAAGUGAUUGUGGAUUAAUUCUGUAUGAAUAUAUGGAAAAUGGAAGCCUUCAUGAUGUGUUGCAUGAGAUCAAGCCAUCUCCAUUUCUCGAUUGGAAAUUACGCUACAAAAUAGCUAUUGGGAUUGCCCAAGGUUUAUCCUACCUCCAUUGGGACUGUAAUCCAGCUAUCAUCCACUGCGACAUUAAACCAAAAAACAUUAUUUUGGACUCAGAAAUGGAGCCCCAUAUCACAGAUUUUGGAAUCGCAAGGUUCAUGGAUCAAUUCUCAGCCACCCCAACCACCACUGGGAUAAUGGGCACCAUUGGUUAUAUGUCCCCAGAGAUUGCAUUUACUGUCAAGAGGAACAAGGAAUCUGAUGUUUAUAGCUAUGGUAUCGUCUUAUUCGAACUGAUUACAAGAAAGAUGGCAGUAGACCCAUCUUUUUCAGAGAACUCAGACUUGGUUAGUUGGGUGAGAUCAAGCUUGGAUGGCGUCGAUGAUAUAAACCAGAUCCUUGAUCCAGAUUUGAUAGAUGAAGCUUUGGAAUCCAAAGUAGCAAAAGAAAUGUACGAAGUAGUCAUGUUAGCUUUAGAGUGCACAAGAGAAGAGCCUAGUGAGAGACCUUCAAUGAGAGAUGUUGUGAAUCACUUAACAGACAUCAAAUCCAAUGAGUUUUGUUCAUGGAAACAGAAAAUGGAUGCCACAGAUUCUUCUGAGGACUAAGGCAUUGAAGUGGAGAUUUGUAGCCCAUUGGAUGCUCCUAUUGCUUUUUCCAUUUCAAGUCUUCAAUCCACCUUCUACCCGUACCAUGAAAUGCUUUAGCUGUUGAGAGAGAAAGACUAAUGGGGUAAAAUAUUGAAAGAGAUAGGGAGGAAUAACUUUCCAUUGUGGAUGAGAGAUCUCCUCUAAAGGAUUUGACUAAAGCUAAAAUUGAAAGUCUAAAGGGGCUUAAAGCUGGUUGUUUUGGUGGGCUUAACAGAGCAACAAGUUCACCAAUGAGGGAACCUGCUCUAAUUUUUGUAAUUCUCCUUUUUAAAGUUAUUUAUUAAUCCUAAGAAGCCACCAAUAACU